This is a messenger RNA of Phalaenopsis equestris, 2759 nucleotides long. Its product is annotated as CSC1-like protein ERD4. Gene Ontology annotation, cellular component: plasma membrane. NCBI's taxonomy places the organism in Eukaryota, Viridiplantae, Streptophyta, Magnoliopsida, Asparagales, Orchidaceae. The transcript has 6 exons. Gene Ontology annotation, molecular function: calcium-activated cation channel activity. The coding region runs from base 315 to 2492 and encodes 725 amino acids. The record is from RefSeq and is a predicted model, not a curated record.
AAUUUACCCAGAGAAAUUAACUGGGUGGACCCACACGAGGGUAAAAACGUUAAUUCACAUCUUUACCAUCCACUUUUUUUCUCCGUAAAGCCAAAAUUUGACCGUUAUGAGAGGGUACAAAUGUCAUUUAAUGCAGAGCUCUGCAAUCCUCCUUACCCUCCUGCUUCUGCCGCUCCUCGCCUCUCCCAUCGACAUCCACGCUUAAUCGCAUUUACGCAUCUCCUUUUCCCCUGCUCUAAAAAUCCCUUCUUUCCCCUCUUUACCCUGUUGAAGAGUCCCAACAGUUGCACUGAGGUGAAGGAGAAGAGGAAAAGAUGGACUUCAGUUCCUUCUUGACGUCGCUGGGGACCUCCUUCGUGAUCUUCGUGCUGCUGAUGAUGGUCUUUACAUGGCUGUCGCGGAAGCCGGGGAACCAGGUGGUGUAUUUUCCGAACAGAAUCUUGAGGGGGCUUGAUCCAUGGGAGGGGGAGCGGCGUUCGAGGAGUCCUGUGGCUUGGAUUCAACAGGCCUUUGCUGCUUCGGAGGCCGAUAUCGUUGCAGCCGCUGGUGUUGAUGCUGCUGUCUAUUUGGUUUUCCUGAGCUCUGUGCUUGGAAUAUUUGUCUUGUCUGGCUUAGUACUUCUUCCAGUUCUUCUUCCUAUUGCUGUAACUGAUCAUGCUAAUAAGACCCUUGCUGAGAGCAACAGUAAUGCCACCUUCAACAAUCUUGAUAAGUUGGCUAUGGGAAAUGUUCACGCCAAAAGUUCAAGAUUGUGGGCAUUUUUUCUGGCAAACUACUGGGUCUCAUUUGUGACUUUCUAUGUGUUGUGGAAAUCCUACAAGCAUGUGUCUGAUCUAAGAGUUGCAACCAGAUCAACUCCAGUAGUGAGACCCGAAGAUUACACGGUUUUAGUAAGGGAUAUCCCUACAGAUCCUCAACAUGUAAGCAGGAAAGAACAGGUAGACUCCUAUUUUAAAGCACUCCAUCCAGAUUCAUUCUACAAGUCCAUGGUGGUCACAGACAAUAAACAGGCAAAUAAAAUAUGGGUAAAGCUGGAAGGCUACAAAAAGAAGCUUGCUCGGGCAGAAGUGAUUUUUGCAGAAUCUAAAACCACAAGCAAUCCAGAGGGAACCAGGCCAACUAACAAAACUGGCUUCCUUGGUCUUAUUGGUAAAAAGGUGGACACCAUCAACUACUGCAAUGAGAAGAUUACUGAGUUAGCUGCAAAAUCAGAGAUUGAACAGAAAAAAACCAUAGAAGAUAAACAGCAAGCUGCUGCUUUGAUCUUCUUCAGCAGCAGACCAGCUGCAGUUUCAGCCUCCCAAACCCUUCAUGCUCAAAUGGUGGAUACUUGGACUGUUACAGAAGCACCCGAACCGCGACAGUUGGUUUGGAAUAAUUUAAAUAAGAAGCUUUAUACAAGGCUGAUAAGACAGUAUGGUGUCUAUGCUAUUGUUUUUCUGACAAUAGUUUUUUACAUGAUUCCGAUAGCCGCAAUAUCUGCAUUUACAACCCUACAGAACUUGAGGAGAUACCUCCCCUUCUUGAAGGUAAUUGUUGACCAGAAAGCAGUUAAGACAAUCUUGGAAGCUUAUCUUCCUCAGCUUGCUCUCAUCAUAUUCUUAGCAUUCUUACCAGCUUUUCUUCUAUUCCUAUCGAAAGCGGAAGGAAUCCCUUCUCAGGGCCAUGUGAUCAGGGCUGCAUCUGGAAAGUAUUUCUAUUUCAGUGUAUUUAAUGUCUUUCUUGGAGUUACAGUAGGUGGGACAUUGUUUGCUUCUUUGAAGAUCAUCGCCAAAGAACCAAAGAAAAUUGUGAAUUUAUUGGCAGACAGUUUGCCUCCAAAUGCAACCUUUUUUGUGACAUAUGUUGCUCUGCAAUUCUUUGUAGGGUUUGGUCUGGAGCUUUCUCGCCUGGUCCCUCUCAUAAUAUUCCAUCUCAAGAAGAAAUAUCUGUGUAAAACUGAAGCUGAAGUGAAGGAAGCUUGGGCUCCUGGAGACUUUGGUUAUGCUACUAGAGUUCCUGGCAACAUGCUUAUCAUGAUAGUGGUCUUUUGUUAUUCAGUAAUAUCUCCCAUAAUUAUUCCCUUUGGUGUUAUUUACUUUGGCCUUGGUUGGCUUAUUGCACGCAAUCAGGCAUUGAAUGUCUAUGUUCCUUCAUAUGAGAGCUACGGGCGCAUGUGGCCUCACAUGCAUGCACGAAUCCUAGCUUCUUUAAUCAUCUUCCAAGUGUUAAUGCUUGGCUAUUUGGGUUUGAAGAAAUUCUACUAUGCUCCCGGAAUGAUUCCUCUUAUCAUAUUAUCAUUCAUCUUUGCUUACACAUGCAACAAGCGCUUCUAUCCAUCUUUCUCUAAUACUCCUUUGGAGAUGGCAUGCAAGGAUACAAAGGAAAUCCUCAAUCUGGAUUCUGUCUAUGCUGCAUAUAUUCAUCCGUCUCUGAGGCCAGAGAAGCCGGACAUUGUCAAUCGAUUCGGCAACGUUGAGGCGAACGUUUUGGCACAAUCGGAUACCGUAUGAUGUGAAUAUGUAAUGCUAUAAAGUGUUACUUUUAUAGGUUUGUCUUGGUACAUUUUGUAAGUUAUAAUGUUAGGUUGAGUUUUAAGGUGUUGUGUUCCUUGACAAUUUCUAGAUGUGUUACAGAUUUUCAUUUUUAGCUCAUUAUGCAAGUGAUGGUGUGGAAUCAUCUGUAUGGUUGUGUAGUGGUUGGUGGUGUGCUUGGUUGCUAUGGCUAAAGAACUGGUUGGUGGUUGGUAUGAAGUUUGAAGACUUUUUGAGUCUUUGGUU